Molecule: messenger RNA, 1188 nt
Organism: Symbiodinium necroappetens
Lineage: Eukaryota; Dinophyceae; Suessiales; Symbiodiniaceae
Source: the annotation of a GenBank genome assembly
GUCGUGAGCCUCUGCCGAGACUCCGGGGACGUUGAGGACCAGGUGGAUGCCUUGAUCCGCAUCGCGCGGCUCUGGGUCCUUCGGAGCGAGCCGGAGGAGGCCACGAAAGCCGCGAAGGCCGCUUUGGAGGCGGCGCAGAGCGGCAAGAAGGAGCUGGCGGAGGCAGAGGCGCUUCUGGGCCUUGCCGGGGUCCUGAAGGCCAAGAAGGACCUCGCGGGAGCCCAGACGGAGGCAGGGAAGGCAGAGAAGCUUUUCAAGAAGUGUGGCCAUCGACCCGGAGAGCUGGCAGCCCUGAUGCUGAGCUGGUCCGCCAUGGUCGAAGAGGGGCCUCAACAGGUGGCUCAAGUGGUCCAGGCAGCCAAGAAGGCGGCAGAGGCCUUCAAGUCUGCUGGCGACCAGCAGUGUGCGGCCGAGGCUUUCUUGGAAGCCAGCGCUGCCAGCAGGGAGCACGGGCAAGUGGAGGAAGCUGCAAGCACAGCUGCUGCUGCCUUGCAGCUCUUUCGCCAGCCUCGUCCUCAGCGUCUCCAAGUAGGACCCAAGUCAGCUUCGGUGGUGGUGGAGGGGUACUUGCACGAUGCAGAUGGCUGUUCAGCAAAUGCUGGGGCACACGAGCGGCGAAGUCAAGGCAAGCUCGUCACAACCAGUAAAGGGGAAGCAGCGGGAUUGAUAAGGCGAAGGUACAAGGUUUCUUUGUACCAGCGGCGAAAGGACACCCGGGGCCAGGCAGAAGCCACUUGCGAGCUGGCCAAGGUGCACUUGGCCCUGGGCUUGCUGAAGGACGCUUUGUCAGAGGUCGGCGAGGCACGGUUGCUCUUCCAGAAGCUCGGGCAGCUCCAGAUCGAAGAAGCAGCGGUGCUCCUGGAAGUCGGCGUCCCGACCCUCAUGGCCUUGAGCGACCCUCCCAAGGCUCAAGUUAUCAGCCUCCCCGUGUCGCCUAACGGAUGGAACCGGAUUAUGAGUCGCCGCCGGGGCUGGACUUGGGAUUUGAAUGUGCUCCGUGCUUUGCUGGGCGAGCAAGCUGACCUUAUUCGCACCUCGAGCGAGCAGAGCCUGGGGAAGUUGCAAGCGGCAUGGAUGCAGCAUUUCGCGCAGCUGGGGGACAAAAGUAGCGGCGCAGAAUAUUCGCGUGCAGCAGCUGUCGGACCGAUGCUGUUAUUUGGAAGCCAAGCUACAACAACUGAUGGACGA